Solea solea (common sole) is the source of this 4076-nucleotide messenger RNA. RefSeq names its product damage-specific DNA binding protein 1 (gene ddb1). Lineage: Eukaryota; Metazoa; Chordata; Actinopteri; Pleuronectiformes; Soleidae. Gene Ontology annotation, cellular component: nucleus; site of double-strand break. Bases 103 to 3525 code for a protein of 1140 amino acids. Gene Ontology annotation, biological process: DNA repair; proteasome-mediated ubiquitin-dependent protein catabolic process. The transcript has 27 exons. Gene Ontology annotation, molecular function: protein binding; nucleic acid binding. The record is from RefSeq and is a predicted model, not a curated record.
CAAAACCAGCUAACUACUUCCGGGGGUUAUAUUAUCAAUGAUUUUGUCACUUGUGUGAGAUUAAAACACUUCUCUGGUGUUUGUCUUUUGUUGUUGUAAAAGAUGUCGUACAACUACGUGGUAACAGCCCAGAAACCCACGGCGGUGAACGCCUGCAUCACCGGUCACUUCACCUCUGCAGAAGACCUGAAUCUGCUCAUAGCCAAAAACACACGUUUGGAAAUUUAUGUCGUCACACCAGAGGGUCUCAGACCCGUCAAAGAAGUGGGCAUGUAUGGAAAGAUUGCUGUCAUGGAACUCUUCCGGCCUAAGGGUGAGACCAAAGACCUGCUGUUCAUUCUCACAUCCAAGUACAACGCAUGCAUCCUUGAAUACAAACAGAAUGGGGACAGCAUUGACAUCAUCACACGUGCCCACGGCAAUGUCCAGGAUCGUAUUGGUCGUCCAUCGGAGACAGGCAUUAUUGGAAUUGUAGACCCAGAGUGCCGCAUGAUUGGUCUCCGUCUUUAUGACGGGUUGUUUAAGGUGAUCCCAUUGGACCGGGACAACCGUGAGCUAAAGGCCUUCAACAUCCGCCUGGAGGAGCUUCAGGUCAUCGACGUGCACUUUCUGUAUGGCUGCCAGGCACCAACUGUCUGCUUCAUCUACCAGGACCCACAGGGACGCCAUGUGAAGACCUAUGAGGUUUCUCUGAGAGAGAAGGAGUUCAACAAGGGCCCCUGGAAACAGGAGAAUGUGGAGGCUGAGGCAUCAAUGGUCAUCCCAGUGCCAGAGCCAUUUGGUGGCGCUAUUAUCAUAGGACAAGAGUCCAUCACCUACCACAAUGGAGACAAAUACUUGGCCAUUGCACCACCUACUAUCAAGCAAAGUACCAUUGUCUGUCACAACCGGGUGGAUCCCAAUGGCUCUCGCUACCUGCUGGGAGACAUGGAGGGACGUCUGUUCAUGCUGCUGUUGGAGAAGGAGGAGCUCAUGGAUGGCACAGUGGCUCUCAAAGACUUGCAUGUAGAGCUGCUCGGAGAGACAUCUAUUGCUGAGUGUUUGACCUACUUGGAUAAUGGUGUGGUCUUUGUAGGUUCCAGAUUGGGUGAUUCCCAGUUAGUGAAGCUCAAUGUGGACAGCAAUGACCAGGGCUCAUAUGUGGCGGUAAUGGAGACGUUCACUAAUCUGGGGCCCAUUGUGGACAUGUGUGUUGUAGACCUGGAGAGGCAAGGCCAGGGCCAGCUGGUGACAUGCUCAGGCGCAUUUAAGGAAGGCUCUCUUCGAAUAAUCCGUAAUGGCAUUGGCAUUCAUGAGCAUGCCAGCAUUGACCUGCCGGGAAUCAAAGGUUUGUGGCCACUUCGCUCUGAGGCAGGCAGAGACACCGAUGACAUGCUGGUACUGUCUUUUGUGGGUCAAACACGAGUGCUGAUGCUGAGUGGUGAGGAAGUGGAGGAGACUGAACUUCCCGGCUUUGUGGACAACCAGCAGACAUUUUACUGCGGCAAUGUGGCACACCAGCAGCUUAUUCAAAUAACAUCAGGCUCUGUGCGCUUGGUGCUCCAAGACAGCAAGGCAUUAGUGAGUGAAUGGAAGGAACCACAGGGCAGGAACAUCAGUGUGGCUGCUUGCAACCACACUCAAGUGGUGCUUGCCGUUGGCCGUGCCCUCUACUACCUGCAGAUCCUGGCAGGGGAGCUCAAACAGAUCAGUACCACAGAGAUGGAGCACGAGGUGGCCUGUUUGGACAUCACGCCCCUGGGGGAGGCUGGAACUGAGUCACCGCUCUGUGCCGUGGGACUGUGGACUGACAUAUCAGCCCGUGUUCUCAAACUGCCCUGCUUCACAGCUCUGCACAAGGAAAUGCUGGGGGGAGAGAUCAUACCCCGGUCAAUCCUAAUGACCACCUUUGAAGGCAGCUACUACCUGCUCUGUGCCCUGGGUGAUGGAGCGCUCUUCUACUUUGGUCUGGAUCUGCAGACUGGUGCCCUAAGUGAGCCCAAGAAGGUCACCCUCGGCACCCAGCCCACUGUGCUGAGGACCUUCAGAUCACUUUCCACUUCAAACGUCUUCGCUUGCUCUGACCGACCAACUGUCAUCUAUUCCUCCAACCACAAGCUGGUCUUCUCCAAUGUCAACCUUAAGGAGGUCAACUACAUGUGCCCACUCAACUCUGAGGGCUAUCCUGACAGUCUGGCUCUGGCCAACAACAGCACUCUGACCAUUGGUACCAUUGAUGAGAUUCAGAAACUCCACAUUCGCACAGUUCCUCUCUAUGAGUCACCCAGGCGAAUCUGUUACCAGGAGGUUUCCCAGUGUUUUGGAGUUCUAUCCAGCAGGGGGGAGAUUCAGGAUGUAAGCGGCACCACAUCUGCUGUUCGCCCCAGUGCGAGCACUCAGGCUCUCUCCAGCAGUGUUAGCUCCAGCAAGCUCUUCCCCAGCAGCACCUCUCCCCAUGAGACCUCCUUCGGUGAAGAAGUAGAGGUCCACAGUCUGCUCGUCGUGGAUCAGCACACCUUUGAAGUUCUCCAUGCCCAUCAGUUCCUCCCUAGCGAGUAUGCCCUCAGCAUGGUGUCAUGUCGUCUGGGAAAAGACCCAUCAGUGUAUUUCAUUGUUGGCACCGCCAUGGUGUACCCAGAGGAGGCUGAGCCCAAGCAGGGACGCAUUGUAGUCUUCCACUACACUGACGGUAAACUGCAAACUGUGGCAGAGAAGGAGGUGAAAGGUGCCGUUUAUUCUAUGGUGGAGUUCAAUGGCAAACUGCUGGCCAGCAUCAAUAGUACAGUUCGUUUGUACGAAUGGACGGCUGAGAAGGAACUGAGAACUGAGUGUAACCACUACAACAACAUCAUGGCCCUUUACUUGAAGACCAAAGGAGAUUUCAUUCUGGUGGGAGACCUGAUGAGGUCGGUCCUGCUGCUGGCAUACAAACCUAUGGAGGGUAAUUUUGAAGAGAUUGCUCGCGACUUUAAUCCUAACUGGAUGAGCGCAGUUGAAAUCCUGGAUGAUGACAAUUUCCUGGGGGCAGAGAACGCCUUCAAUCUGUUUGUCUGCCAGAAGGACAGUGCGGCCACCACAGAUGAAGAGCGGCAGCACCUGCAGGAAGUGGGGGUCUUCCACCUCGGGGAGUUUGUCAAUGUCUUCUGCCACGGCUCGCUGGUGCUGCAGAACCUGGGCGAGAGCUCCACACCCACCCAAGGCUCUGUGCUCUUCGGCACAGUUAACGGCAUGAUUGGUCUGGUGACGUCUCUGUCCGAGGGCUGGUACAGCCUCCUCCUGGACCUGCAGAACCGUCUCAACAAGGUCAUCAAGAGCGUGGGCAAGAUCGAGCACAGCUUCUGGAGGUCCUUCCACACCGAGCGUAAGACAGAGCAGGCCACAGGAUUCAUCGAUGGGGAUCUGAUUGAAAGUUUCCUGGAUCUCGGCCGAGCUAAGAUGCAGGAGGUCGUUAGUACUCUACAGAUCGAUGACGGCAGCGGCAUGAAACGUGAAGCCACGGUGGAUGAGGUGAUUAAGAUUGUGGAAGAGCUGACGAGGAUUCACUAACCUCACUGCCACCUGGACUCCUGCUGAUUGAGAGGAGCGUCCAGAGGAGGAAUUCCACACAAAAACAACAUGGCAGGGGGAUGGGACUGGGUUUUGCAGAUUUGUAAAUAAAAAUAAAGAGUCUGUGCAUGUUCGUCCUUCAGACUUCAAUGAUAUGUGAACUGUUGACUGUGCUGGACGAAGUGUAGCACUGCUUAUUUAGUCAGCUGUCUUUAGGCAAAGUGCAUUGUCAUGUUUGGACAACAACAACAAAAAGACCAAAGUAAAGACAUUGGUCCGAGUGAUGAGUUUGUGUGCGACUGUGUGGAAUAAUGUCUGACUAUAACUAGAUAAACCUACAACAUGUGACUGUGACGGGCAGGUUAAAGGUCAUAGCAGAUCAUCUACACCCUUCUAAAUCUGAAAUUGACACUUUUCAAGGUUAUUGUUGAAGUCUGGAGUAAAACACGCUGUAUGAGAACAAAAUUGAGGUAAAUGAUAGAUUUAUAGCUAUUUUGUCUGUGUGAUGUUUUCUUUGUUUAUUUUAAUAAAUUUUGCUUUAGUACUGGUAA